This is a messenger RNA of Sorghum bicolor (sorghum), 2276 nucleotides long. RefSeq names its product CBS domain-containing protein CBSCBSPB3. Gene Ontology annotation, molecular function: protein binding. The coding region runs from base 139 to 1899 and encodes 586 amino acids. The transcript is spliced from 13 exons. Lineage: Eukaryota; Viridiplantae; Streptophyta; Magnoliopsida; Poales; Poaceae. The record is from RefSeq and is a predicted model, not a curated record.
CGGCGACCCUUCUUGUCUUGCCUUGCACUCCUUUUCAAACCCCUGCCGGCAGCCGCCGCCAUCGCCAGUCGCCACCCACCUGCGGGUUGCGCCGCCGUGUCUCUUGAUCUCCUCAAUCCUCCGCAGGCGGCGGAGGCGAUGGCCACCAAGCCCGCGCCCCAGCCUCGCCGCCCGCCCCGCCGCGCGCCUCCGGCCGCCGGCGCCGCGACCGCAAACGGGAACGGGAAGGCGCCGUCCUCGUCCAAGCCUACCUCUCCGGUCCACCCAUCGUCGGCGGCGGAGACGCCGGAGAGGACGGUGAAGAAGCUGCGCUUGGCGCGGGCGCUCACGCUCCCGGAGGCCACCCCGGUGUCGGAGGCGUGCCGGAGGAUGGCGGCCAGGCGUGUCGACGCCGUGCUGCUCACCGACGCCAGUGGGAUGCUCUCGGGUAUCCUCACAGCCGAGGACAUUGCGGGACGGGUAAUAGCUGAGGGUCUCAAGCCGGACGAAACAUAUAUGGCGAAGGUGAUGACGCGGAACCCAGUUUUUGUUAUGUCCAAUUCAUCCGCCAUAGAGGCACUGCAGAAGAUGGUCCAAGGCAAAUUUAGGCACCUUCCCGUAGUGGAACAUGGUGAAGUCAUUGCUAUGGUGGAUAUUAAGAAGUUCCUUUAUGAUGCAAUUUCAAGAAUGGAGAAGGCUGCAGAACAAGGCAGCGCAAUAGCAGCUGCUAUGGAAGGGGUUGAGAGACAAUGGGGAAAUGAUUUUCCAGGUUUAUUUGCUUUGCUUCCUUUGAAUAACAUUAGAGUCUACUUCUCAAACAAUAUUGAACAGACCUAUAUGUUAAGAUCAAGCUUGAUGUAUACUGUAUACCAGCUCUGUUUUAACAAAGUGAUGUUGUAUUUUGAUUCUUUUUGCUUAGGACCACAUGCAUUCAUGGAAUCUCUUCGACAACAGAUGUUCAAGCCUUCCUUGUCAACUGUUAUAACUGAAAAUAGCUGUGCUCCAGUGGUAUCUCCAUCAGAUCCAGUAACUUUAGCCGCCAAAAAGAUGAGGGAACACCAAGUUAACUCAGUUGUUGUAAUGACAGGGAACAUGUUGCUAGGAAUUCUCACAUCCAAGGAUCUGGCCCUGCGAGUACUGGCACAGAAUUUAUCGCCAGAUGCAACUCUGGUAGAAAAGGCUAUGACUGCAAACCCAGACUGUGCCACAUUGGACACAUCAAUCCUUGAUGCUCUACAUUCGAUGCAAGAUGGAAAAUUUCUACAUAUUCCCGUCGUAGGCAGAAAUGGACAGAUUAUUGCGUGUUUGGAUGCUCUACAGCUAAUCCAUGCAGCCAUAUCCAUGGUUGAGGGAGCAUCUGGAGCAAAUGAUCUGGCAAAUAGUAUGAUGCAGAAGUUUUGGGAUUCUGCUCUUGCCAUGCAUCCUGCAGAAGAAUUUGAUGCUCGUAGUGAUGAGUCUCGAAUGUUGGCAUCAGACAGUGCUGACGGGAAACAUGUACAUCCUCCUCAUAUUAGCAGUUCUUUCUGUUUUAAAAUUGAAGACAGAAAAGGGCGUAUGCACAGAUUCAGUUGUGUUUCAGAAAGCUUAGACGAGCUUGUGUCUGCUGUGGCAUACAGGCUAGGAACGGAUGGUGAAAAGUCGAGCAUCAACCUUCUGUACGACGACGAUGAAGGUGACAGAGUUCUCCUGACUAGCGAUAGUGACCUUACUGCAGCAAUCCAGCAUGCCAAAUCAGCUGGGUGGAAGGUCCUGAGGCUGCAUAUGGACGAGUCCCAGGCUAUGCCCGAAUCCACCGUGCCACGAGCGAAUCCCUCAACCGCACCGAGUGCGCUGCCGUCUCUCCGGUUCGGCGUCGUGGCCGGCGCCGUUGCCCUCGCCAGCGUCGCGGUAGUCGUCUACCUGAAGCGCUCUCAGCUCUGAGUACACAAUUCGAGUGCUCACACCACACUGUACAGAUUACCCUACAUCCACCACAUGGUGAAAUGAAACACAGCAGGUUGUAUACGUACUUGGAGAUACACAAGUCACACGGCAAAAUAAGACAUGGUCUUUUUUCCCCCCCUCUGCCACCAUGUCAAGGCCGUACAGUACAGUAGAAACAAAAACACAGGCCUCAUAGGGUGUAAAUAGGUGUUGAUUUUAAGUAACUUAUCCCAGACGAUCCAUUUUGUCGGUGUUUUUGUACAGCAAGGGCGCUUUAAGAAUAAGCAAGAUAAGACACUUUGCCAUCUUUUUGUACAGUACUGAAACUGCAACAGAAACAAGCUCUAGUAACUGUUGUUUGGUUUGAAAAUAUC